CGAAACUCCACAUUGUUAAUUGUGAAUCAUGAAAAUGUACGGAAUGGGAUUAAAAUUCUGGAUAUUUGUUUUUUGUUAUGACUUUACUGUUGUUGCAGCAAGGCAGUGUUUGACGAUAUUUCCUAAAGGCAAUGUAAUCGUCGCGGCUGGUGAAAACCUACAAGUGAACUGCUCAGUUAAUAUGACACACAUGAGCGAUUGUUUUGAUAAUUUUGCUAUCAAUGAUGUUUCGGUUUAUAAGGGGAGUAGGCAAUUUGGAACGAAAAGUUUAACUCAUUUUGAAGAAAGUAAAUCAGUUGCACUGACGAUUCAUCAAACAACCUUUGACGACAGCGGACUUUACAGCUGUGUUUAUAACAGUAAAAUAUACUCCUCUGUGAAUAUAAGUGUUGGAGAAAGCCCAGGAGCGCCAACGGAUUUAUUUUGCGUUUCCUUGUUUGAUUAUAGAGUGUUGGCAUGUUAUUUUAAAUUGAGUGAAACAAAUAUCCCUACAACUACGAUUAUGAAAUUCCGAAGGAAGGGGGAUAAGUGGAGGACUUUAAAAAGAUCAAACUGUAACAUUGCAGAGGGGAGGUGCUGGUUAGGUAGCAUAUUUGAUGAACAUGAUGAACCUUCUAAGUUCACUAUUCUGAGAGGUGUUAAUUAUAAAAUGCGCGUUGUGACACGAAAUAAACUUGGCAAGAACUCAAGUGACAUAAAGAUUAAGGAUAUUCAUGACAUAGUUAGACCACGUCCCGCCGAAAGCGUACAUUUUACACAUGUGACUAGUACUAGUGUUUCACUUCACUGGAUAUGCCCAGAAGGACUCAGAUAUAGAGAUUUAACAUUGGUUCAUAUAGACUAUAGAAUUACAGUAGCAUCGGACUUGCACAAAGAAGAAUAUUAUAAAAAUAACAGCUUAAGAUGUGCCGAACACAUGGUUAUAGCUGGCCUAAAACCUUCCACCCAUUACACUGUUACUGUUCAGGUCAAACCUUCAGCCGCUACUAGAGAUAUAUACUGGAGUAUCAUCAGAACCAAAGUUUCAUUUGUCACUAACAGUACAGACACCCAAAAAUUUGACGUGAAGUUUGCGGCUGUUGCUGAGGUUGCCGGAGCGACGGUGUCUGUAGUGGUAGUUUGUUGUCUAGUUGUUGUAUUAGCAUUUUAUGGGCGGAGAAAGUAUACAGUGUUUAAAGAUAGAAACAGGAUUGCAACUCCGGAUGAACAUAAUGACAAGAUAGGGACUGACUUUAUUGUACUUGAAGAUGACCAGGAGAACAUAAGUGACAGUGGGAAUUUCUUGUCUUUUGCCGGAAAAAAGAAGUACAUCAUCUGAUAGUACUGAAAAACUCUUGAAGAAAAAUGUUAACAACAAUCACUCAAAUAAUACAACAAUCAACGGCAACUGUAUUCUAUCAAAGAAGGUAGGUCACCAGUUAACCAAAAAAUGAAAAUGAUUGCAUAAAAGCGUGUGACGAUAAAAUAUGCAAUGAUAGUGUCCACCUUGUGACAAGAGAAAGAAAUAGCGUUUUGAUACCGGGGCUAAAUAAAGAAAAUAAUGUCUCCGCUUUGCCAGAAGAAGAGAAAAAGGAUUUGAUACCGGGUAUAAAUGUACAAGAAUUCGUCUCCAUUUUACCCGGAGAAGAAAAUAACGUUUUGAGAACAGAACAAAACAUACAAGAUUACGUCUUCACUAUGCCUGGAGAGGAAAACAAUGUUUUUUGAUACUGGGAAAUUUGAUGUCCAUGAUUACGUCUCCACUAUGCCUGGAGAGGGAAACAAUGUUUCGAUACCGGGAAAAUGGUGUCCAUGAUUACGUCACCGCUAUGCUUGGUGAGGAAAACAAUGUUCCGAUGCCGGGAAAUGGUGUCCAUGAUUACGUCUCCUCUAUGUCUGGAGAGGAAAACAAUGUUUCGAUACCGGGAAAUGAUGUUCAAGAUUACGUCUCCGCUUUACCAGAACAAGAGGAUGAUGUUUUGAUGCCAGGACAUAAUGUGCUAGAUUACGUCUUCGACAUUCCAGAGGAAAAUAACGUUUUGAUUCCUGGAAACUAUGUACAUGAUUACGUCUAUGCCAUGCCAGGGGAAGAAAAUGAUGAUAGCACAACGCAAAUUUAAAUAUCCAGCAAUAACUUUAUAAAGGCUUGACGAGCCGCAGAAGAAUUAGCAACAGAUAUCAUAUGUUUUAUUACCAAGUCUUAUACAAAUUGAGAGAAACUUAUAAAAUUAAGGCUGUAGCAGCACCUAAAGUUAUACGUUUAAUAUAUAACAGGAACGUUAUACGUUAAUUAUUGAUAUACCUGUGUCCAAAUAAUGAACUGAUCUAAAGUUAUAUACUAGUAUAAAACACAAUUGUACGAAUGUUAGAAGGAACAGAAAAUUGUUAUUAGUUAAAAAAAAUGUGGAAAAUGGGCAACCCCUCGAAAAAAAACAUUCUUAUAUGAAAAUUGCAGACUCGGUUUAAUGGGGAUUGUACGUGAGGGACGCACGAAGUUUAAAAGAUUGCACAAUGUUUGGUCUUGCUGGAUUUGCAUGGAUCCGUUAGCAGAUUCUAAUUGGCAGCAAGCUAGCUUUUACAACUCAACAUAAGAGGGCCGCGUGUAGUUAUCAUGUUUACUUAGUAUUGAACUGCGAUAAAAUAUUUAGAAAAAAAUAUGAAAGUUCUAAUUGCGUAUAAUGGAAGGGAUAGAUUUGGGCUUAUGCGAUAUUGUUUUAAGUAAUAGAAAUAGGUCAAUAUUACACUCUCUGUAUUAUUUCAUUUUCUUGUAUAUUAUCUUAUGUUAUCAUAUGUAUACGUAAUGUUUAUUUUGCUUCUGAAUUGUUUUUUACUAUUAAUUUAAGAAUUUAUAAACCGAUAUAAAUAUCUUUAUCAUUCACAAUAUGUGCAUGUUUAUAUAAUUAUAUUUACAUGCGAUGUGUCAAUAAAGCAAAGUUCAAAUAAUUUUCUUCUAGAGUAAUUCAAUAUGUUCUGGCACUGGGUUCCAAUUUUGUAACUGUUACGUUUUAAUUGUUUUCUAUUUCAAACCUUCAAAGUAUUCCCCCUCUUCCGAAAUGCAUAUUUUUAUCUCUAUCCCUGGGAAAAAACACAGGUACUUCAGUCAGAACAAUGAGGCGGAUUGUUUACAACUUUAACAAUUUCAGACGCCAAGAAAGACUAAACAAUCUGUUUUUGUGUUAUGUAUAAGAUAGACUACUGGUCAUCUUUUUCAUAAACCUUUCU
Messenger RNA from Ruditapes philippinarum (Manila clam), 3201 nucleotides. RefSeq lists its product as uncharacterized. The record is from RefSeq and is a predicted model, not a curated record. Gene Ontology annotation, molecular function: protein binding. The transcript is spliced from 11 exons. Lineage: Eukaryota; Metazoa; Mollusca; Bivalvia; Venerida; Veneridae. The coding region runs from base 29 to 1318 and encodes 429 amino acids.